Messenger RNA from Etheostoma cragini (Arkansas darter), 3058 nucleotides. RefSeq names its product JunE proto-oncogene, AP-1 transcription factor subunit (gene june). Lineage: Eukaryota; Metazoa; Chordata; Actinopteri; Perciformes; Percidae. Gene Ontology annotation, biological process: regulation of transcription by RNA polymerase II; regulation of cell cycle; regulation of cell population proliferation. Gene Ontology annotation, cellular component: transcription regulator complex. Gene Ontology annotation, molecular function: RNA polymerase II cis-regulatory region sequence-specific DNA binding; transcription factor binding; DNA-binding transcription factor activity, RNA polymerase II-specific. The transcript has 2 exons. The record is from RefSeq and is a predicted model, not a curated record. Bases 210 to 1253 code for a protein of 347 amino acids.
AGAGAGAGACUGACUCACUCUGUCAGUCCUCGGAUCGUUCAGCAGCUCCCUUCUUCUCUCCACACUCGCCUUCUCUUCUUCUUCUCUUCGUCUCUGCUUCUCUACGUCCUGCGUUCAUCCUCCAGCCGCCGACGUCAGGGGAAUUCAAUCCCCUUUGAUAUUCAGGUUAAUCUGAUUAUGAAGAUUUCUUCUGAGACGCCUUUUUGUCAAUGACAGCCAAGAUGGAGACUCCCUUCUACCACGACGACUCCCGCUUGGCUGAAGUCGUCCCCGGGUUCAGCCAGAUCCCAGAAUAUGAGCGUUACCCGGGAAGCAAGAUGCUGAUGAAUAAGAAGGUCAUGUCCAUGGUGGGCGGUCAUCACUUCCCUGGCGGUAGUGCAGCAGGAGGCAGGGGCGGAAACCACCACAACCUGGGGCUUGCCGGCAACAGCUCCAUGUUGACAUCAGCGUCGUCAUCGACCGACAUGAAUCUGCUGAAGUUGGCUUCCCCUGACCUGGAGCACCUGAUCAUCCAGUCCAACCAGGGUCUGGUCACCACCUGUCCCGUGUCAAACUCCACCAAUCCCUUCAUGUACCGCAACCAGGCCACCAACGAGCAAGAAGGCUUUGCUGAUGGCUUUGUCAAAGCGCUCGCCGACCUCCACAAGCAGAACCAGCUGGUGGGUAGCGGCCCCAUGUCCCCGUCCUCGUCCUCCGCCGUCUCCCUGCAGACAUCCUACCAGAGGAACCUGAUGUCUAGCGGAGACAUGCCCGUCUACACCAAUCUCAGCAGCUACAACCCAGGCCAGGUGACAUACCCUGUGGGGCAAAUGGCUUACGGUAGUGCCUCAGGCCACGGUGGUGGUGGAGCCCCUCAACACCACGCCCGAGGCAUGGACGCCCCUCAGACUGUCCCUGAGGUGCCUCAAUCGUUGGGCGAUCCCACAUCCCCACCCUCCCUCUCCCCAAUAGACCUGGAGACACAGGAAAGAAUCAAAGCAGAACGCAAGAAGCUCCGCAACCGUAUUGCCGCGUCCAAGUGCCGCAAGCGGAAGCUGGAGCGGAUCUCGCGGCUGGAGGAGAAGGUGAAGGUACUGAAGAACCAGAACUCGGACUUGGCCUCCACCGCCGCCAUGCUGCGGGAGCAGGUCGCGCAGCUAAAACAGAAGGUCAUGAGUCACGUCACCAACGGCUGCCAAAUCACUGUUGGCUCUGCCACUGCAAAGUCUGGAGACAGAGGGGGAGGCACUGGCAACGAGGGCUCCAGCUGCUGAGGAGGCGGGACACCAGGAGAAUAUGCGUGGGAAAAUCAGCCGAUAGGUCGACAGGCCGAGGGUUUACUUUUAACAUUUUGUUGUUUUGCUUAAACUCUCGGUCAGAGCGAGACGUCGACGACGCCUCAACAGGACAGAUGGACGUUUAACGGGAUUUAUGUAGCCCCGUAAACCAGUGUCAAUCACCGAGCCAGAGGGGGGCGGGGCUUAGAGGAGAGAAAGGAGACAGAAGCACAUGAACUAAGUUCUGGCGUUGAAUUUUUCAAAAGGAGAAGGGAGAUAAUUUAAUUUGAAGAGAAUGCAUAUGUGAACGGGCACAUUUAUUUGAUAGAUGAACUACAUUUACGGACAGAUUUCCAAUUUUUAUUUUCAGUUGUCAUUUCAGUAAGUAAACUGCACUGGAAACAAUGGGAACAAUUGUCCACCAAUGAUUUUAUUCGAAGUUACAGUAAAAACAUUGAUUGAAUAACUAACAUGUUAAGAUGUCUUUGAUUAUUUAAUCCAGAGUUGAGGAGAUUACUUAUAAGAGGUAAUCAAAAUACUGUAAAGUAAUUAUAUUACUUUUAGUUACAGAGUGAGAACUCUAAUUUCAUAUUAACACAAUUUUCAUGUCAUAAUUGAGAGUGUUAAAGAGACAAUUUUAACACGUUUUCAAAUCCAGCCAAACUUUGCUCCAAAUGGCCGACUCUGCAGUUUUGUUUUGUAAUACAAUUAUUGUAAUCCCUUAGCUUUUAUUUAUUUAUUUUUUUCUACAAUCCCACUGUGUGUUCACACAGCUGAAGGACCAUCCCUUUACAAAAAAGACUUGGACAACUUUGUUUUUUCAGUGACUCGUUAUGGUAUUAAUAGAUUUAUGCAAUCUGAUUACUGCAAUCUCUUGUUACACUUUACUUGAAGGUAUCUUACACUGUCACGAACGUGUCAUAAAGAUUAUAAAGAAGUCUUAAACGUUGAUGACAUAACGCUUCUUUUAGUAAGUGUCAUUUGGUUUUGUCAUGGCAAGUUAUGAUUAUGGUUAGGGUUAGGGUUAGUCUUGGACACAUGCAAUCAUGUGUUCAUGAUACCUUCAAGUAAAGUGUUACCCAAUCUUUUUACAUGUCUGUAACUAAAGCUCAGCUGUGGUUGGUAAUAAUCCAGUGACUGUUAAAACGUUAAACUGUGUUUCUGUGUUUUCGUCGUGUGUGUAUCUUAAAAACCUUUAAAGUAAUGUCUUUGUGAGGAAAAAGUUUCUUCGCUGUUUUUCCAGCUGCUUGGUUUUUAUUUUUGUUUUUUGGCUGGUUGAAACUUUUCUGACUUUCAUUGGAUCUUUUAGAAAGGAAUUGUUCGAUUCAAGAUCUGCAAGCGAAGACGUCUCUAUCACCAUGGUCUCAGUCACUAUUAAAAGAUCUGAUUCUGGAACUAAAGGAACUAAAUCCUGAUGUGGGAUUUCACUUUUAACUCAACAGCGGGUUUUUAAAAAAAUUGUUAUUUGACUGAUUGUUGACACAUAUAUUUUUCAGAGCAAUAUAAAUAUUAUUGAACAUAAAUGAGAUGAAUAACACUACUGUGCAUAAGGGAUACCAUUAUUUAAUCAUAUUUAUCAUUUUCCUAAUUUGCACCUUUUUUUUAUUAAAGACCAUUUCUGCCAAGGAUAGCAAGAUUUUUAGGAUGGUCUUAAAUAAGAAUUUGACCUGCCACUUUGUCAAAAGUUACAAUACAAUAAAUCUGCUGCUGGUUGUGGGUAAAGAAAAAAUGUAUUAGGAUUUUUUUUAAGCUAAAAUGGUCUCAGUGGAACAUCAAAUGUGUUCCACUUGCUCUUGUAAAAA